CUUCUUUUCCCUCCCCCUGGUCCUCUAUGCUCAGUUCGGUGUGUGUCUCCUCUUUCAAAGGGCACAAGAGUGGGAACAAGUCGUCCAACAAAGCAUGCUACAGUGCAGACAUGACUUGCCCUUCAGACUUCGAGAAAAUUAUCAUAAACUGCGGGGGGGUGCGCCACGAAACCUAUCGCAGUACACUAAAGACAUUACCCGGUACCCGUUUAUACUGCCUUACCGAACCGGAUGCUUUUAGUAACUUCGACUAUGACCCCCAAACUGACGAAUUCUUCUUUGAUCGCCACCCGUUGGUAUUUGCCGUCAUCCUAAACUAUUACCGGACCGGAAAGUUGCACUGUCCCAGCAAUAUAUGCGGUCCUAUGUUUGAAGAGGAAUUGGCGUUUUGGGGGAUCGACGAACUGGACUUUGAGACAUGUUGCUGGUCGCUCUAUAGCCAACACAGGGAUGCGGAGGAGGCAAUGGGGGAAGGUUUUGAUGGUCCAGAAGGUGAACCUCCACCAGAAGAAGACCCUGCGUUAACAGGAGGCGAAGAAGGAGAGGAUCUGAAGAGACUUUGCAUGCAAGAGAAAGAGGAGAGUUGGUGGAGCGUGAAUCAACCCAUAAUUUGGGAACUCUUUGAAGACCCAUAUUCAUCUAAAAAUGCUAAGUAUGUUGCAUUAGUCUCCCUGUGUUUCAUCCUUAUCUCCAUUGCAACAUUCUGUAUGGAGACAUGUGAGGUCUUCAACGUCGUCAUCCCGAUUGUCAAAAACGUGACCGUGGGCAAUGUCACUCAGGAGAAAACCUCCUAUGAGAUUGAACCUGUCGGCUGGCUCAUCUACGUGGAGGGAAUGUGUGUCAUCUGGUUCACCAUCGAAGCCUCGGUGAGAGUGGUCUUCUGCCCCAGCAAAGUCGAGUACUUCAAGUCCUUCCUUAACAAUAUCGACUUUGUCUCCAUCGUGCCCUUCUACCUGGAGCUAGCAUUAGCCGGCGUAGAAAACAAAGUAGCUACGGACAUUCUGGGCAUUCUGCGAGUUAUGCGUUUCGUCCGAAUCCUGAGAGUCUUCAAGCUGACCCGCCACUUCAUAGGCCUCCGAGUACUGAUCCAAACUCUCAGAUCCAGCAUCAGUGAGUUCUUUCUACUCGUCAUCUUCUUAGCCUUAGGGGUGCUCAUCUUUGCCACUUUGAUUUACUAUGCUGAGAGAGUUGGCGCUGCCCCAGAUGAUUACACUGGAAGUGCUCACACAACCUUCACAAACAUUCCAAUUGGGUUCUGGUGGGCUGUGGUGACCAUGACCACAUUAGGCUAUGGAGACAUGUGGCCAGUCACGUGGAGUGGCAAGCUGGUGGGAGCAAUGUGUGCAUUGACUGGUGUGUUGACCAUCGCCAUGCCAGUGCCCGUCAUCGUAAACAAUUUUGGGCUGUAUUAUUCCCUGGCUAUGGCCAAACAGAAGCUGCCCAAGAAGAAGUACAAGCAUACUCCCAGGGCCCCCAUGCCAGGGUCACCGGGGUACUGUAAAACAGACGCCCUUGCUAUAGCCACUGUCUCACCAGAGGGAAUCAUAGGAAACCUGGGUGGGACUGCCGAAUCAGGAGGAGGCCGACCCGUAGCACAAGAAGAGGUUAUUGAAGUCAACAGAGACUCCAAGCAGAAUGGAGAUGCUGCCAACGUAGCCCAGGCUAAUAAAGAAUGCCCAAACAAUGUGCAGGAGAAUAGCCCAGCAGGGGGCGGGGCCGACCGCGAACGCUGCCCGCAUGACCGUGCCUGCUUCCUCCUCAACAGCGGGGAAUUCCGAGCCACCGAUGGAAGCAUGAGGAAAGGUAGGAUUCUGGCCUGCUUUUCUCCGGGCUAUGAGAAAUCCCGCAGUAUGAGCAACAUCUCAGGAAUGACUGGCUCCUACAUUCGCCUCACCCAAAUUGCACCGACCACCAGUCCCCAAUAUGAGGCCCCGGGGCCCCUGCACCGGUGCUGCUCUCCCAUUCCCUCCAUCAGGUAGUUGGAAGAGGAGAGGGAGCUCCUGAUGAUCAGCCAAAAGCAAUACAGACUGACACUCAAGCAAGAGAACUAAGCAUGAUGCAAAUGUAAUGAUGAUACUGAUAAUAGUAAUCGAUAUAUAAAUCAUACGUAAUCACUUGUUUUCGCAGUGUUUAAGUUAGGGGAUGGAAAAGAACAAGGAUGUGCAAAGCACCUGCAAUAGAAAAUGCUUCAGUAGAGUGCUUGAAUUCACAAUACUGAUGAUUAUCGUAAUGCAGUUGCUUCCAGUAUAAUACCUAUAAAUGCAAACUCACAGUGUAUGCACUGUACAAUAUUUAUAUUUUGGACAAUGCUACUGAUGUAAGCCAUGUGUACACUUUGUAAUAUCGAAGCCCUACAUAUGAAGACAGCAUAGAAUAACAGAAUUACACCUUUUCUUAUAGCACAUUUUUAAAAAGUGACUUGUCAGAAAUCAUUUGACAGUCAACACAACACCCAGUUAAAAGUAAUAAAAAAUAUCAUGUACACUUAAGAGUAAGGCCAUAUUUUACAAUGCAGCUCAGGCAACCAGGUUUCAAAGUUAGCAUAUUAUCACUGUUAUUGUGAACUGCUGUGUUUAGGAGCUGCAAGAUUUCAUUGCAGUCUUCCUAUAUCUGAUUAGCUUAAAUGAUAUCACAUAGGUAGCCCACUUUAAGAAAAUACCUUUUUGAAAAAAAGGUAGUGUCAAAAGGAAAAGAAUGUGAAUGCAUUUAUAUGAGGCUUUUUGAAGAGCAAAGGUCCUUACGCCCACCAAAUCUGCCUCCACUGCCAAAGGCCACUCCUUGUGCUUCUGUUGUCUCUUGACACAUAGUGGACUCAGUGAAUUCUUAAUCUGAAGGUUUCAAUGUUUCUUUCAUUAUGAUUGCUGUUUAAAAUGAAAAUGAUUGAUUCCAGUCGUUUCCUGCCAGUUUCUUAGGAAUUCCGAAAAGCAGCUGACUUUCUCAGGCAGCAUGUGGUGAACUUAGAACUUGGGGUAGUGGAAAUCCCUUUUCCAAAUCUUUUCAUUUCACCGGUUAAGUGCUAAAAACUAAAUGAAGACCCAUAGACACUGUGGUUCUCUAGAAGUACUGGAGGCUCCUCAGCUUUUGAUUAACAGUUGCUAUCAGUUGUAGGUUCUACUCUUUGCCUUUUAUCACUUAUUUCACUCCAACUUUCCAUAUCCUAAAGAUGCUGAAAUGUAAAGCUUCUAAAUUUACUAAAUGAAACCACAAAAAGAAAAAUUUGCUAUUUAAU
Brienomyrus brachyistius is the source of this 3229-nucleotide messenger RNA. RefSeq names its product potassium voltage-gated channel subfamily C member 1-like. The transcript is spliced from 5 exons. Gene Ontology annotation, molecular function: delayed rectifier potassium channel activity; protein binding. NCBI's taxonomy places the organism in Eukaryota, Metazoa, Chordata, Actinopteri, Osteoglossiformes, Mormyridae. The record is from RefSeq and is a predicted model, not a curated record. Gene Ontology annotation, cellular component: dendrite membrane; voltage-gated potassium channel complex; axon. Gene Ontology annotation, biological process: potassium ion transmembrane transport; protein homooligomerization. The coding region runs from base 27 to 1979 and encodes 650 amino acids.